GACAUGGUGUCGAAACCUGCAAUUCGUCACUUUGACUCCCACCACGGCCCGUUCGUUAGGCCGAGAGCACCGAGCAUCCAUCAAUCCGUUUCGACGAUGGCUCGUUGAACAAGGUGUUUGUACUGGAAGUGGCCAUAUCCAACCACCAAUUGUGAUCUGCCUUCCAGACCUGGAUACUUGGGCUAAUGCAUCAAACUCCGAUAUGGAAGAUAGUGAACAAGCGUAUGAUGACGAGGACUCAGGUGGUCGACGGGCACUAUCCACUGGAAGCAGCUUAUUUCAACAGUUCUACUCUGCCAUUGAUAGUGGUGAUCCUAUGUCAGCUGAUUCGGUGCGCAAUACGUGUGUCAUUGCUACGGCCACCACGACAGACGGCAUUCUCCGAUCCCCGGAAGGAAGGCAGUUAUUUUUCCGUCAAAUCCUAGUCCCAUUACCUGAUGCUCACACGAGACAUUGCAUUCUACGGCAAGAAAUUCUCAUGCGUGUGCACAAUUCUUCUCUCUGUCAACAGACUGGCGAUAUGUUACUGCCGGAUAUGAAUGGCUUCCCUCAACUCGAGGAAAAAUCCGAGCAACUGUUGAAUUUGGCUUCCAAACUUCAUGGAUACACUCCAAGAGAUCUUCAUCGUUUGGUUCAGAUCAGUUGGGCUUCACUUCUCUCUUCCUUACUUGUGCGCUCUCCUGGGGAUGCCUCAGAUUCCGUUGCUCCGACACUGGCUGCCUUGUGUGAUGUGCUGGCUCGCGAAUCCCGCACCUACAUGCAAAUCAAUCUGUCACAAUUCACCACUCCAGUCAGUCCUUUAAGAUGGGACGAUAUCGGUGGCUAUGAGCAUCUAAAGACACUUUUUCGUACUGUCGUCCAAAAUCGCUUGGCCACAGCUGCUAAACUGAACAGUGACGAAGCGCUUGCGGACGCUGCGCUUGGUUUACGCGUCCCUCGUGGUAUUCUGCUUCAUGGACCUCCAGGUUGUUCCAAGACCAUGUUUGUUCGGGCGUUGGCGACGGAAUGUCAGCUCCCUCUUAUCGCCGUCCAAGCCUCUCGUAUUUUCGGCCGCUAUGUUGGUGAUAGUGAACGCAACAUGCGUCGGAUUCUUGUUCAGGCUCGAGCAUCCGCUCCCGCAAUUUUGUUCAUUGACGAAAUCGACUUGCUGUUACCGUCCCGCAGCUCCAGCGAAACCGGAGCAAGUGAGCACGUGUUGAGUGAAGUUCUCACGGCCAUGGAUGGUGUGGAAGGUCAGAUCGGCCAGGUGAUUCUCAUCGCAGCCACCAACCGCAUGGAAAAAUUGGAUUCGGCUCUCAGUCGCGCUGGUAGAUUCGACCUGGUCAUUGAUGUUCCUCCCCCGGAUGCCGCAGCUCGUGCAGCCAUCUUGCGGCUGGAAUUAUCUCGACGUGCUCUGGACGAUGCGUUAUCGUUGCAAACGGAUUGGCUGAACGACUUUGCCAAAUCUCGUUUGCAUGACUACACCGGCGCAGAGGUGGUCCAGGUAGUCCAACUCGCUGCCCAGCUGGCUCGAAAUAGUGGUCGCAACCGAAUCAGUCGCUCAUGCCUUCUUCGAGCACAAGAGGAAUGUCCUCCGGUGUCUCUGAAUCGCUACUCCUCUUCCUGCGUGCCACCGUGCGCUUCUCUCACUAACCAUCUGCAUCAGAUUUUUAUGCUUUUGCCCAAAUCACUACUGUUUGCGUCCUUCUCUAUCUUUCUCAUUAUCGGCCUGGUUUUCUAUGCAUGCUUUUCGAACUAUCCGUAACUUCGUUGUACAUUCCUCUUGAUGACACUAUCACUUCCGGAUACUUGUAUACCAUCCAAUCAUAUUAUUUCAUCUUU
Dicrocoelium dendriticum is the source of this 1821-nucleotide messenger RNA. The record is from the annotation of a GenBank genome assembly. Lineage: Eukaryota; Metazoa; Platyhelminthes; Trematoda; Plagiorchiida; Dicrocoeliidae.